Rubroshorea leprosula is the source of this 2803-nucleotide messenger RNA. Lineage: Eukaryota; Viridiplantae; Streptophyta; Magnoliopsida; Malvales; Dipterocarpaceae. The record is from the annotation of a GenBank genome assembly.
GUGUUGUCUCUCUUCUCUGUUUCUUCUUUCCUCUACCAACUUUUCCUCUCCAUCGCCGGACUCCAUUCUCAGAUCCGUCUUCCUUCCAGUUUUCAAUCCAAGACCUGCCUUUUACCUCGAUCUAUUCUCCUUCUUGGCCAUGGCGUCGGCAAAAGCGGCUCGUCCUAGAGCCAUUUCUGCCAAGGAGAACGGCACCAAAAUCGAGGAAGGCCUCAGCGUCUUCAAGUCCGAUAAGUUCGACGCCGAUGCCUUUGUGCAGUCUAAGUGUUCGCUAAGUGAGAAGGAUGUAAGGCAAUUGUGCUCCUAUCUAUUGGAUUUGAAGAAAGCUUCUGCUGAAGAAAUGCGAAAAAGUGUAUAUGCUAAUUAUUCUGCCUUUAUACGUACUUCAAAAGAGAUAUCAGAUUUAGAGGGCGAGCUCUCGUCCAUAAGAAACCUGCUGUCUACUCAAGCAACACUAAUUCAUGGUUUAGCUGAGGGAGUCCAUAUAGAUUCCUUGUCUGCUAGAGGUUCUGAAGAUUCUACUGCCAAUGGCUUAUUAGCCUUAGAAGAUAGAGAACCUUCAGAUCUGGAGAAAUGGUCAGCUGAAUUUCCUGAUCUCUUGGAUGUUCUAUUAGCUGAGAGGAGAGUGGACGAAGCUCUUGCAUCCCUUGACGAAGGAGAGCGCGUAGCUGCUGAAGCAAAAGAAACGAAUUCAUUGAAUCCCACUGCACUUAUGUCCCUACAGACUGCAAUCAUAGAACACAGACAAAAGUUAGCUGACCAGCUUGCUGAAGCUGCAUGUCAACCUUCUACCCGUGGUGGUGAACUUCGUGCAGCCAUAUCAGCUCUUAAAAAGCUUGGGGAUGGCCCUCGUGCUCAUAGUUUGCUUCUUAACGCAUAUUAUCAGAGAUAUCAGUAUAACAUGCAGAGCCUUCGUCCUUCAAGCACUUCAUAUGGAGGAGCUUAUACUGCUGCCCUCUCACAGUUGGUUUUUUCCGCUAUUGCUCAGGCAGCUAGUGAUUCACUGACUAUUUUUGGUAAGGAACCAGCUUAUACCUCUGAGCUUGUAAUGUGGGCCACAAAGCAGACAGAGGCAUUUGCCCUUCUUGUUAAAAGACACGCAUUAGCCUCUUCAGCAGCUGCUGGAGGUUUAAGGUCUGCUGCAGAAUGUGUUCAAAUAGCUUUAGGUCAUUGUUCAUUGUUGGAAGCUCGUGGCCUGGCACUUUGCCCUGUCCUCCUGAAACUUUUUAGGCCCAGUGUUGAGCAAGCAUUAGAUGCUAAUCUAAAACGCAUUGAAGAAAGCACUGCUGCUUUGGCUGCUGCUGAUGAUUGGGUGCUUACCUUCCCUCCACCAGGAAGUCGCCAAUCUGGCAGGGUUUCUACUGCAUCAAUUAGUAAUACAACAUUUCAGCAUAAACUGACUAGUAGUGCUCAUCGAUUCAAUUUGAUGGUCCAGGAUUUCUUUGAGGAUGUAGGACCACUUUUAAGCAUGCAGUUAGGAGGGCAAACAUUGGAAGGUUUGUUCCAAGUUUUUAACUCAUAUGUGAACAUGCUCAUAAAGGCAUUACCAGGUUCAAUGGAAGAGGAAGCAAACUUUGAUAAUUCUGGAAAUAAAAUUGUGCGAAUGGCUGAGACUGAAGCCCAGCAGAUUGCUUUGCUAGCAAAUGCCUCAUUGUUAGCAGAUGAACUGCUACCACGUGCAGCUAUGAAGCUCUCUCCGCCUAGUCAAGCUAAUUACAAGGAUGAUCAUCGUAGAAGACCUGCAGAUAGGCAGAACCGCCAUCCAGAGCAACGAGAAUGGAAGAGGCGGCUUGUAAACUCAGUGGACAGACUAAAAGAUACUCUUUGCCGGCAACAUGCCUUAGAUCUCAUUUUUACAGAAGAUGGAGAUAGCCAUCUUACUGCAGAAAUGUACAUAAACAUGGAUGGAAAUGUUGAUGAAAUUGAUUGGUUCCCAUCUCCAAUAUUCCAGGAGCUCUAUUCAAAGUUGAACAGAAUGUCUAGUUUGGCAGCAGAUAUGUUUGUAGGAAGGGAAAGAUUUGCUACAUUGCUGUUGAUGCGACUGACGGAAACUGUCAUCUUAUGGCUUUCAGAGGAUCAAAGCUUUUGGGAUGAUAUUGAGGAAGGUCCAAGGCCACUAGGUUCACUUGGUCUACAACAGUUUUAUUUGGAUAUGAAAUUUGUGAUAUGCUUUGCCUCCCAAGGUCGCUACUUGUCAAGGAAUUUGCAUCGAGUUGUCAAGGAAAUUAUAUCUAGAGCUGUUUCAGCAUUUGCUGCUACAGGGAUGGAUCCAUACAGUGUACUGCCAGAGGACGACUGGUUCAAUGACAUUUGUCAAGAUGCAAUAGAAAGGUUGAGCGGAAAACCAAAAGGCGAUCGAGAUCUUAGCAGCCCUACAGCCUCAGUCUCGGCACAAUCAAUUUCAUCUGUCAGAUCUCACGGCAGUUCCUAGGUCUAUCAUUCUACCUAUGUAAAUGUCUAGCAUAUUGAUUCCAAAGUAGAUAUCCAAGAAAAAUCCAUGUACUCACACAGUAAGGCAUUCUCCCCUCUCCUACUUGAUGUGAGUUUUUUUUUCCUUUUUUUUGUUGUUCUUUCUCAGUUUUAUCCUCUUUCAAUUUUCCUCCAUGAUGCUAAAUUUCUGUAGGUAGACAUCUGAAUGGUUAGGAUCUUCCAUUUUUUCUCCUAUUCUCAUUCUUCUUUUUUUCACCUGUUCCUUUCUAAUAUAUAUCCGACUGAGUGAAGUUUGAGAUUUGUAAAUGCUUAUUGCUUUAUUUUUCCAAGAGAAACCAACCAUCUAUUAUUCUUUCGUAUUCAUUAAUUUUCU